This is a messenger RNA of Pocillopora meandrina, 299 nucleotides long. NCBI's taxonomy places the organism in Eukaryota, Metazoa, Cnidaria, Anthozoa, Scleractinia, Pocilloporidae. The record is from the annotation of a GenBank genome assembly.
AUGCCAACAGCCUGUGUUCCUCUAUCUCACUGCAAUGCUAAAAGACCCGGAUGGUUGGAUGGACAUCACCCUAAUGUGACGCAAGGUGUAGUAAACAUGAGGGUUUGCUUUACUUCUGAGAACGACUGCUGUGGUGAUCAGAAAUUUAUAUCGGUCAAGAAUUGUGGCGACUUUUUUGCAUAUGGACUGGUAAAACCAAGGAGUUGUGGACGAUAUUGCGGAGAAUAAACAUUCGCUGUGCUUUAGCAGCAAAAGAAAGAAAACGAGACGGGGGGAAGGGUGGCAAAAAUGUACUGUGA